AUGGCGGAAGAAGAAAGUUUGCGGGAGCUGAGUCGUGAAGAACGGCAGCUGAAGAAUUCCCUGAAGGCAAUUGUGAAAUUCGUCAACGAGUUCCAGCGAUCUAAUCAGGAGAACCAAAUUGAGUGUACGCCGAUCGAGAUUGCCAUGGACGAAGUAGACCCCGAAGAAGAUGAUGAAGACGUCAAGGAAACUGCAGAGGAACGAAAGAAACGCCUGGAAAAGGCAACCGCUACCCGUGAAGCCCAGUACGAUGAAGCGAUCCGUGUAGUGGAAGAGAAGUACUGUGAAGUUAAGGCUGCUCUAAUAUCGUUAAGACCGCCGAAGCCGAGUUCUUCCCAGUCGACUGCUGGAGUCCAAGCUCAUGUAGAUUUCGGGAUAUCGAGAGUCAAGCUGCCAGACAUAAAGCUGCCAUCCUUCAGCGGCAAGAUCAAGGAGUGGAUAACUUUCCGGGACACGUUUCGCAGCCUCAUUCAUAACAAUCGCCAGCUGGCGCCGAUCGACAAAUUUACUUAUUUGCGAUCCUCUGUCCACGGCGAUGCCCUACAAGAAAUCUGCUCGGUGGAGCUCUCGGCGGAGAAUUACGAAGUUGCUUGGAAGGCCCUGGAGAAGAAGUUUGAAAACAAAAAGCUCAUCGUAAAGGCGCAUCUGGAUGCGAUUUUUUCCGUGGAGCCGUUGCGACGAGAAAACUGCGAUGCGUUGAAUCACUUGAUCAACGAGUUCGACAGGAACCUCCAAAUGCUCAACAAAAUUGGGGAAAACACGGCGAAUUGGUCAACGAUCCUUGCGUACAUGCUCUGCUCUCGUCUGGACUCAGCCACCCUCCGGCUGUGGGAAUCACAUCACAACUCCAAAGAUGUUCCGGAAUUCGACGAGCUGUUGGAGUUUCUGCGUGAUCACUGUCUUGUUUUGCAGUCCAUCGCGCCUUACAAGCCCAUCGAAUCCGAGCAGAAGCGUGCUCGAGUCACAACGACGCACACGUCAUCCGAAUCUGCACGAAAAUGCCUGUUCUGUGCGGAGCCGUUCCAUCUUCCCUUCAAAUGCAACAAGUUCAAGGGCUUGACGAUUAAUCAGCGGGUAGAAGAGGCCAACAAGAAACGUCUGUGUCGCAACUGCUUAUCCGCAGGUCACUACGCAGAAGGUUGCUCCAAGGGUUCCUGUACGAAGUGCGGCAGAAAGCAUCAUACAAUGCUGCAUUUCGAGAACGCGCCAACGAGUCCGCGAGCACCGAAACUAUCCGUUCCACAAACGCAAGAUCAAACCCGCGCAGCAGGACAGACACAGCCACAACCAAGUCAAACACCACCAAAAGGUCAGACACAAACACCCACUCAACCAGCUACACAAACCACAAACUCCUACCCAGUGAUCCAAUCAAGCUCUCCGCACACUCCCCCACAACCCACUACAGACCCACACGCCACUGUUACUCUGAAAGCUGUUAAGCAAUCAGAAAAUAAGCAAUCUCUCCCUCGACAAGUACUAAUGUCAACCGCAAUUGUUCGAGUGCAAGACCCGUUCGGAAACGUUUCGUUUGCUCGAACGUUGCUGGACUCCUGUUCAGAGUUUUGCUACGUCACUACCAGCUUCUCCAAGAAGCUCAAGCUGAAGGAGACUCCAGCCCUUUUGAAAGUGGAAGGAAUCGGCAGCGGAAGCGUCACAUCGACGAAAUCGGUGCAAGCAAGGAUUCAACCUCGACAAGCAACACUCUCCGCCUUCGACGAAGAUAUGCAGUUCUACGUCCUGCCCAAGAUCACCCGGACGUUGCCGAUCAGCCCUGUCCAAGUGAAGGUACUGGAGAUACCAAGCGACAUCGUGUUGGCGGAUCCGACCUUCGGAGAACCUGGUCCCAUCGAUAUGAUCAUCGGUGCUGAAUUCUACAUCGAUCUUCUUGCUGCGGGACGACGAAAGCUCUCGGAUAGUGGUCCGACUCUCCAGGAAACCGUUUUCGGAUGGAUUGUGUCUGGUAGAGUUCCAGAAGUUCCUGCCAACAUUCCAAGAACGUCGACUUUCGUCAGCACGAUGGUUGAUCUGCAAGAACUCAUCGCCAAAUUCUGGGAGCUGGAGACGUGUCAUAUCAACAGCACGAACUCAGUGGAGGAAACAGCGUGUGAGGAGAUUUUCAACAGAACUACCACCCGAAACGGAGAAGGGAAGUUUGUCGUAGCCCUUCCACGAAAGGAGCACCCUCGAAAGGCGGCUGGACAGCGACCAGGAAUUGAAGGCGAUGUACACUGA
Aedes albopictus (Asian tiger mosquito) is the source of this 2235-nucleotide messenger RNA. RefSeq lists its product as uncharacterized. The coding region runs from base 1 to 2235 and encodes 744 amino acids. The transcript has 3 exons. The record is from RefSeq and is a predicted model, not a curated record. Lineage: Eukaryota; Metazoa; Arthropoda; Insecta; Diptera; Culicidae.